AUGUCUCAACGUCGAAAAGGAUAUCAUCCAGGAGGGAAAAGACAAAAACAACCAAAGGUGUGUGUUUUCAUCAUACUCCCUCCUGAAAUGUUUAUCAAUGUUUGUCAAUAUCUACCUCCAAAAGACUUAUUAUCACUAGCUCGAGUUUGUAAAAGAUUUAAUGGCUAUUUAAGUGCAGAGACUUCUACAACAACUCAGGAAAUUUGGCGUGCAUCAAGAACUUCUUAUUUACCUUAUUUACAAAUGUCUCCACCCGAAGGGAUGACUGAAAGGCAAUAUGUUAAAUUGGUUUUAGAACGUGGUUGUCAAUUUUGUGAUAGAUCAAAAAUUCGUAAAGUUUAUUGGGAAUUUUUUGUACGGUCUUGUGAGGAUUGUUUGAAAGAUAGAAUACAAAGGAAAGAAGAUCUCCUUCCAGAAUUUAUGAAUGAUGGUCGUUCUUCUGAUGAUGUUAUUGCUGGUUUAACUUAUAUACCAUCUUGGGUUAGACGUUCAUAUUAUAUGAGGAAUUCAAGAAUGUGUCCGUCAAGCCUUUAUUGGAUUGAUGAUAUUAUUAAAACGGUUGAGGAAUAUCAAAAUCUUCCAUUACAUGCCAGGAAUGACUGGAUAAAACAAAAAAAAGAAGAAGGUAUGGCAAAGAUGAGAGAAGUAAAUCAACGUAGAUUGGAUUAUGAUAGAGGAAUGAGAGAAUUAGUUCAACAAAAUUCGGCAAAAAAGAAUGAAAGAUCUCGUUUAAUUAAAUCAAGGAUACAAACCAUGAAGAAUGAAAAAAAUUCCAACAAUUGUUUAAAGUAUGAUAGUAAUAUACUUGAAGAAUGUCCAACAUAUUUGAAUCAUAUGUUUAUGCAGAUCCGUCAAUCUCCACAACCUUUCACUGAAAGAUCUUGGGUACUUUUGAAAAAGAAAUUAUUAAGAGAAUAUGAAGAAAGACGUACUACAAAAAGGCAAGAACGUCAAAAUAAAGAAAGACUUUGGCCUAGGAGUAUUGUUGUUCAAAUGAGACAAUAUGAUAUUUAUCAACUUGCGAAAAAUUGGUUACCUGAUUCCAGUUUGGAAGACACUACUGCUGAUUCCGCUGAUUCAAAUAUGAAUGUUAAUAUGAAUAAUUCUAAUUCAACACAAGAUACUUUUAAAAAAUCCGAAAUGAAGACGACAACGGACGUUACAGUUAUGGAUAUUGAAAACUCAGAUUCUGACAAUGUACCCAUAAAUAUCACUAAUAGUAAUGGUAUAUCAAUCUCUGAUAUCCUUAACACCGACGUUAACGAUAACGAUAACAUCGUUGAUCUUACCGUUGAAUCUGAUAAAGAAGUUAUUGAUCUUACUGAUGAAUCCGAAACAAAUCUUACCAUAAAAGAGAAAUCCGAAUUAUCACAGGAUAUAAUUUCAAUACAAACUUAUAAUUCUUCGUUAAUAACAUUGCCUCCAAUUUCAUUACUACCACCAAUUCAACCGUUAGAUCUUAAUUAUAUUACUUUUCCAAAUUUAUAUACUCAACCAUUAACGUUAAAUGAUUAUGGAUUAUCUUUUCCUUCAAAUGAUACGAAUUUUCAACAAUCAAUAUUUGAUUGGAGUGAUUGGUUUAUUGAAGAUACAUUUUUUACUUCAUACGUGGAUGAUGAUAAUAUUAAUAAUAUGCAAAAUCUUUUAAUAAACAAAUAUCUUCCUUGGUGUCCAUCUUUUCGAAAUCCUCCAUUUCACGAUAAUAAUCCUUACAAUCUAUGGGAUGAAGAAUUUUUAAUGAGUACUCUUAUGCCAAAAAUUUGGAAUGAAGCAAAAGAAUUACAUAAAAAAUCAAAUGACGUUGUAACAAACGUACAAGGAGCUGUAUUAGGAGGUUAUAAGGAAUAUAAUAUAUUUAAAUGUAAGAUUUGUAAGUUAAAAGGUGAUAAUUAUGAAGAAACUUCUUAUUUAGAUGUUAGAAGACAUUUACAAAUUUUACAUUUAGGACAUGAUAUUUAUCAUUUAGAUGAUGAAGAAAUGAUUGAUGUUGAUGUUUGUGCAACAUCUUUUAAUAAGGGAAUUUCUCUUGAUAACAUAGGAUAUAAUGAUACCAGAAAUUUUUUAUUUUCGAUUGGUUACAAUUUCAAUUUAUUAAAUGAUUUGGUUAAAUUCUGA
Messenger RNA from Dentiscutata erythropus, 2115 nucleotides. NCBI's taxonomy places the organism in Eukaryota, Fungi, Glomeromycota, Glomeromycetes, Diversisporales, Gigasporaceae. The record is from the annotation of a GenBank genome assembly.